AUGACAAAAAGAUCUAUUGAGGAAAUGGAAGAGCAUGAAGCAUCGCUUAAGAACAAUCUGGAAAAUAUUAAGGUGGAACUUCCCAAAGAUUUCCAAGACAGACACGUCGAAGUGUUCAAUACCGCAUGCAAGCUCAUUUUGAAGCAGGAUCCUUCUUUAUUAAAUAUUAUUGUUGCUAACGAUUCACCGUUAUAUUUGAAAACUAACUCUGGGGAAAGGACCUUGCAGGAUCAUUUUAUAAAAUUGGCGUCUGCAGUUAUAUCACAGCAGAUUAGCGGUAGCGCAUCCAAGAGUAUUAAAAAGAGGUUUAUUGAAUUAUAUGAUGAUGUAUUUCCAACCUACACUAGAUUAUAUGAGGAUAUGAAAAAUCCUGAGAAGCAAAAGGCAAUUAUCGGAUGUGGUGUCAGCCGUAGAAAAGUUUCUUAUAUGGAAUCAUUGGCUACUUACUUCGCCGAGAAUGAAGAAAAGAUAAGGGAGCUUUUCCAAAGAGAAGAUAAUGAUGAGGAAGUCAUAGAGGAUUUGGUAAGUAAUAUUAAGGGGAUUGGCCCCUGGACAGCAAAAAUGUUUCUAAUUACUAGUCUUCGAAGAAUUGAUGUCUUUGCUCCAGAAGAUGUCGGGAUCGCUAGAGGUUGUUCUAGAUAUUUAUCUGAUAAACCUGACUUGGUUAAAAAAUUAAUGUCUGAUAGGAAAGCAAUUAAAAAAAGUAAAAUUAAACAUAAGAAACUAAAGUGGAAAAUUUAUGAUGAAGAUAUAAUAGAAUUGUGUGCUGAACAAUUUACUCCAUAUCGUUCCAUCUUUAUGUUCAUAUUGUGGAGAUUAUCCAGUACCGAUGUUAAUGCUAUGAUUAAAACAGAGAAGGAUUUUGUAAGGGGAUGA
Naumovozyma castellii is the source of this 876-nucleotide messenger RNA. It is a transcript of the gene MAG1, whose product is annotated as DNA-3-methyladenine glycosylase II. The record is from RefSeq and is a predicted model, not a curated record. The transcript has a single exon. The coding region runs from base 1 to 876 and encodes 291 amino acids. Lineage: Eukaryota; Fungi; Ascomycota; Saccharomycetes; Saccharomycetales; Saccharomycetaceae.